AUGGAUAUGCAUGGGAAAAUUCUUGGUAUUUUGAGGUAUGAUGCGAGUCCUUUCUUUGAGCGGGCGACGGAUACUUUCAAUGCUGCAUUAUGGGGGAACAAAACUACCGGAGAAGCCACUGCCUUUAACUCAGCUGCGCAAAAACUGCUAAUGAAUCUCCAAAGAGAAACACCAACAAUCCCUGGCUUUGUGGCAGCCACGAAGACACAGGUUCCUAAUAAUGGUCCAACUAUAUAUGCCUUUGUUCAGUGUUCUAGCAAUAAGGGGGUCAUCAUUGGUGGAGUUGUUGGAGGAGCAUUUCUUGUUUCGGUUGCCCUUGCACUUUUUGUUUGGACUAAACCACCAAAAAGCCCUAAAAGGCUUCCGGCUGGAGGAGACAUAACUGGUGCAAGCAAGUUGAAAGGUGCAAUUCAUUACAGUUACAUGGAUUUGAAGUACGCAACUAAAAAUUUUAGUGCAGAAAAUAAACUUGGAGAAGGAGGAUUUGGUGCAGUAUAUAAGGUAGCUAUAUCUUUUGAUUUUUAA
Messenger RNA from Neltuma alba, 525 nucleotides. RefSeq names its product wall-associated receptor kinase-like 14. The record is from RefSeq and is a predicted model, not a curated record. Lineage: Eukaryota; Viridiplantae; Streptophyta; Magnoliopsida; Fabales; Fabaceae. The transcript is spliced from 3 exons. Bases 1 to 525 code for a protein of 174 amino acids.